UUGCAAUGAAGGUACGUGGUACACAUACCACAGAACCUACCGUUAGAUGCAGCAGCGCCGCUAUUGUGUGCGGGGGCGACGGUGUUCACCCCCAUGAAAGACCACAACCUACACAAACCAACGGGGAAGAAGAUCGGGGUGGUUGGGCUCGGGGGUCUGGGACACGUGGCGGUGAAGUUUGGGAAAGCCUUUGGUCACCACGUAACUGUCAUCAGCACCUCUCCGGCCAAAGAGCAUUUGGGUGCCGACGACUUCCUCGUCAGUACUGAUCCUCAACAAUUGCAGAAAGGGAAGAGGACACUCGACUUCAGUGCACCGGAUCAACCAUUUGAAUUGCCUUCAUUUCCUCUUAUAUUUGGGAAGAGAGCAUGAUAGGAGGAAUAACUGAGAUAAAGGAGAUGAUGGAUUUAUGCGGGAAGCACAAGAUUACAUGCGACAUUGAGCUUACAACGCCGGACAAAAUCAACGAGGCAUUGGACCGCGUUGCAAAGAAUGACGUUAGGUACCGAUUUGUCAUUGACAUUGCUGCUGACCCUAAUGCUAAUGCUCAAAUAUCUCCAAAUUUUAGAGCUUCUGAGUGUUAGGGUCUACUCAGACGAUUGUUUUCUAUUGCGCUCUUUCGUAUAGUUAAUAAUUUGGGUUUUAUUAUCCUAGUCGCUAAAGCAAUAAAAGUGUGUGCUGAAAUAAAUUUCUUUUAUAUAAGCCAAGUCAAUAAGUAUGUGUCAUGGAUAUGGGAUUUAAUCCAUAUCAAAGGCAAGUUUAUGUUAUUUGAAUUAGUCACGGUUGGGUCAAAAGAUUCAUUGUGCUAUCGUUAAAUUGCCGCGUACAUGUAGGAGCAAUUCCUCCGCCCUUCUUGUAUUUCUUCCUUGACUUAAACAUU
This is a messenger RNA of Malus domestica (apple), 880 nucleotides long. NCBI's taxonomy places the organism in Eukaryota, Viridiplantae, Streptophyta, Magnoliopsida, Rosales, Rosaceae. The record is from RefSeq and is a predicted model, not a curated record.